Molecule: messenger RNA, 1120 nt
Organism: Portunus trituberculatus (swimming crab)
Lineage: Eukaryota; Metazoa; Arthropoda; Malacostraca; Decapoda; Portunidae
Product: peptidyl-prolyl cis-trans isomerase B-like
Exons: 4
Coding region: 74-703 (209 amino acids)
Biological process (GO): protein folding; protein peptidyl-prolyl isomerization
Cellular component (GO): intracellular membrane-bounded organelle
Molecular function (GO): peptidyl-prolyl cis-trans isomerase activity
Source: RefSeq, a predicted model, not a curated record
AGUGAGAGCGAGAGAGGGAGAGCGAGUGAGAGACAAGGUGGCGGGUCGUAUCACUCCCCGUGUAGCCGUCAUCAUGAAGGUCGUGGUGGUCGUAGCCGUGAUAGGCGCCCUACUGGCCUUCUCUAAAACAGCUGAGGGUGCAAACAAGGGCCCUAAAGUCACACACAAGGUGUGGUUCGACAUCACAAUAGGCAACGAACCAGCUGGACGCGUCGAGAUUGGACUGUUUGGCAAGACUGUCCCUAAAACUGUCGAGAACUUCUUCCAGCUGGCUCAUAAACCAGCUGGGGAGGGAUACAAGGGCUCCACCUUCCACAGGGUCAUCAAGGACUUCAUGAUCCAGGGUGGGGACUUCACUAAGGGCGAUGGGACUGGAGGCCGCAGCAUAUACGGAGAACGCUUUGAGGACGAAAACUUUAAACUGAAGCACUAUGGGUCUGGCUGGCUGUCCAUGGCCAACGCUGGAAAAGACACAAAUGGAUCACAGUUCUUCAUCACCACCACCAAGACUUCCUGGCUGGACGGCAGACAUGUGGUGUUCGGCAAGGUUAUCUCCGGCAUGAGUGUGAUAAGGAAGAUUGAAGCAGGGAAGACCAGUGAGAGAGACAGGCCAGCCAAGGAAGUUAAAAUCGCAGACUGUGGAGGCGAGGAGGUUGCCCAGCCCUUCUCUGUGGACAAGGAAAAUGCUGUGGAGACCGACUAGGUGCUGGGACACUGUGGGGGGGCGCUAGGGGCUGUGGAGGGGGUUAUUGUGGUGUUUUGUGGUGUAUUGUGGUUCUUUGGGGUAUUUUGUAAUUUUUGAAUUUUUCCUAUUCUGCAUUUUCUUUGGUAGUUUUUCUCUCUCUCUCUCUCUCUCUCUCUCUCUCUCUCUCUCUCUCUCUCUCUCUCUCUCUCUCUCUCCUCACCCCCCACAAAACAAGUUUAGCACUAUUUUGAAGUGUUAAUAGCACAAAUAUAGUCUCUCUCUCUCUCUCUCUCUCUCUCUCUCUCUCUCUCUCUCUCUCUCUCUCUCUCUCACACAUUCCAGCAUUUGUUAAGACUCUUCACCUAAUUCUCAGCAUUUUUGGGAAGAUUAAACAUUUGUACUGUGAAAAUUAUAAUAAAGGUGUUUUUUCUAUGG